Paraglomus occultum is the source of this 309-nucleotide messenger RNA. The record is from the annotation of a GenBank genome assembly. NCBI's taxonomy places the organism in Eukaryota, Fungi, Glomeromycota, Glomeromycetes, Paraglomerales, Paraglomeraceae.
AUGGUUUGUUCGUGGAUAGUAUUCCUUUGUAGUCCUCUUACUCAUCGGGGUGCUGGAAGUAUUAGCCAACCUCUUGUCCGUGGACUAGCUGGAAUUCUGUCCUCGUACGUAUUGGAGUUGGACGUUUUCGAAACUGUUGUCAUCGGGCAGUCGUCUGGAACAACACCAUAUUCAGUUUCAAGCAUGCCACGAGCCCUCGAUUUUUUGUCGUGGAAGUUAACUCCGUUCCUUGGCCUCUUUUUGAGCCGACUUUUGCUCAUCUGUCAGACGGACCCAGGCGUUGCAAUCAUCAUUGAAACGAAAAAGUGA